AUGUCAUCGGACCCGAACGACUUCGACAUCGAUGACUCGGUCCAGUCCACUCCUUCACCAAACGCCAGCCAACCCACCCAGACCACGCCGGCGACCUCGAGUUCUUCCACACAAGGUCCCAGCUCGGCCCCGCGCCGUCCACCUCGAAAGAGCACCCUGACGCAACAACAGAGGAACCAGAAGAGACAGCGGGCGACGCAAGAUCAGCUGGUGACGCUGGAAAUGGAGUUCAACAAGAACCCCACUCCCACUGCUGCCACCCGGGAACGUAUCGCGCAGGAGAUCAAUAUGACCGAACGGUCCGUCCAGAUCUGGUUCCAAAACAGCCGUCGCCGAGCUAAGAUCAAGAUGAUUGCGAAGAAAAGCCUGGAGACAGGCGAGGAUUUGGACAACAUCCCCGAAACCCUGAGGCAGCUGCUGGCCAUGCAGGCCAUGGAAUCUGGCAGACCAUUUCCCCAUCAAUUACUUCGUCCUGGUGGCCCCGUGGCACAGUACGGAAGCGGCGGCAUGCUCAUGAACGGGGAUCCGACCGCCCAGGGCAAAGUCGUCAUUCACCACUUCACCUGCCGAUCAUUGAGCAUUGGUUCCUGGCGACGCGUAGGCCAGAAUGCCAUGGAUCUGGUCAUCUUCUAUUCCCCUGACAAGGCGUGUAUCACCUACUACAUCAACAAUGAUUCUGCAGGCUACAAGAUCGAAUUUCCCUUUGCCUUUAUCAAGAGUAUCCAGUUGGAGCCCGGCGACACGAACCCGACGGCAACGGGAGCUCCACCGCGUCCUGGCGGGCUUGUCAUUGAGCUGACCAGACCGCCAAAUUUCUUUAUGGACUCUUCAAACUCUGGUGGCUUCUACCAAUGCGGCGACUUCACGGAAGAUCAACAAGCCUCUCAAAUCUUGGUACACCAUCUCGGCGGCCACCCCAAGGUGCUGAGCGGUCAGCUUGCGAAACUUGUCUCCCUCGACUCGUUCCAGAACCGAAUGAACCCGUUCGACAUCCACGCGAUGCCUGCCUCAGCACCCGUGUCGCCGACCAUGGGCAUUGUUCGUCCCGCGUCUCAACCCAACGCUCAGUUCGCCAGGCCUCAUCCCCCACACGUGGGCAUGUUCCAGGAACAAUUUGGCGUCAACCACCAUCUUCACCCCGGCCGGAUGCAUCCUGGUCACAAGCGACAGAGAAGUCGAUCUGUCCCGAUUGCGAUUGACUUCUCAAUGCUCCACGGGCCCAUGCCGACUUUCCAUAUCCAGCAGCCAUCCCCUCAACUCGCCCCCGACCACCACAACCUCUAUCAGCCCAUGCCACAGCACCCGGUACAGAAUCCCCUGGGACCAAGCUUGCAAAUAGACACCUCGGCUGGGUAUGGCAUGGACUUCCGUCAGAUGCCCAUGUCGGCUACAGCCACGUCGCCCUCGGAAUUCGCGAGCCCAGGAUUCUUUCCCUCCAAUCCGGCUCAGCCUCCGAUGCCAGCCUCGGAAUUUGGCACUCCACAGCCCUUCAACGGACCGUUCCUGUCCCCAUCUCCGAUGGUUGAUCCCAACAUGAUUCCCACAUCAAUGUCUCCGAUGCCGCACAUGGGCCAUGCCGAUCCUAUCAUCGCCGAUCAGUCUCCCCCUCUCUCAGCACUGCAUAGAAGCGCGUCAGCCGAUAUGUUCAGUCAUCAUGGGAUGAUGGACGAGACCCUGAUGCUAGGCGAGAUGUACUCGAAACAAAAUCUCAACAUACCCAUGCCUAGUCCCGGUAUAGACGAGAACGGUAUGCUGAUGAUGCACGACAUGUCUGAGUUCCACAACGCUCGAGAACACAUGGACAUGCCGAUGACACCGUUCGGCACCGUGGAUCCUCAUGCCCUGCAAGCUGGCCUACAUCACUAA
Molecule: messenger RNA, 1866 nt
Organism: Cladophialophora carrionii CBS 160.54
Lineage: Eukaryota; Fungi; Ascomycota; Eurotiomycetes; Chaetothyriales; Herpotrichiellaceae
Exons: 3
Coding region: 1-1866 (621 amino acids)
Biological process (GO): cell differentiation; regulation of transcription by RNA polymerase II
Molecular function (GO): RNA polymerase II cis-regulatory region sequence-specific DNA binding; DNA-binding transcription factor activity, RNA polymerase II-specific
Source: RefSeq, a predicted model, not a curated record